AUGUCUUCGAGGUAUAGGGUUGAGUACCAUUUGAAAAGUCACCGCAAGGAUGAGUUUGUGGAGUGGAUCAAGGGAUUGCUAGCGACGCCGUUCGUGCUGCAUGCAGUUUCGCACGAUGUGGACGAUUUGACGACCACACAGAGGGUGAGGUCGCAGUAUGCGGAAAUAUUCAAGGAUAUUGAGGGCCUGGUCUCGAACAAGAUCGAUUUUGACUCUAGAAAUGGUCAGCUGGAGGAAAACGACGACAGUGAGGUAAAGUACGAUUUGAUAGGCAAGUCCCGGUUGAACCAGCUGGUUCCAAGCAUCGGUAGUUUCUUUACAGAGCUUCCCCUCGAAAAGGCGUUCCUGUGGGAAGACUCCCAGAGGGGAAUAUCUGAGCGUAGAAUGGUGGCUCCGAGCUUUAACGAUGUUAGAAGGAUAUUGAAUACGGCACAGCUCUUCUAUUUCGCCGAUAAGAGAAAAAAAUACCAUUAUAACCAAUUGAAGCUGGUCACUUUUGAUGGGGAUGUCACUCUGUAUGAUGACGGUGGGUCGCUUGACUACACAAACCCUGUCAUCCCUUACAUUGUUAAGUUGCUGCAGAACGACAUCCGCGUUGGGAUUGUCACCGCGGCUGGUUACGAUGAACCAUCGCAGUAUGAGCGCAGACUGGAGGGCCUCAUUGUUGCGGUUCACGACUCUUCAAGUUUAUCGUUGGAACAGAAACACAACCUGACAGUUAUGGGAGGCGAGUCGAAUUAUCUGUUCCGUUAUUAUGAGAACGAGGAUAAUAAAUUUGGCUUCAGAACAAUUGAGCAAGACGAGUGGAUCCUUUCCCACAUGACGGAGUGGGAUCAGUCAGAUGUGGAUCAAACACUUGAUUUCGCUGAAAAGACGCUCCGCAGUCUCAAGGACAGAUUGCACCUCCCGGAAGAGACAGCGCUCGUGAGGAAGAAAAGGGCAGUUGGCAUCGUGCCUGGUGAAAGAUAUGAUCCGGUUGCGCAAAGGCGAGUUCACGUAAAGCUUGAGAGAGAGCAGCUUGAGGAAGUCGUUCUCACUUUGCAGGCUACCCUUGAAACCUUCCCGCCGGCCAGACGCAUUAAAUUUAGUUGUUUUGAUGGUGGUAGUGAUGUUUGGUGCGACAUUGGUGGCAAAGAUCUAGGAUUGCGUGUGUUGCAGAACUAUUACAGCCCUGAAGAUCCUAUCAGGCCCAGUCAAACUUUGCAUGUGGGAGACCAGUUUGCGCCUGUGGGGUCUGCAAAUGACUUCAAGGCCAGAUUGGCGGGUUGCACGCUAUGGAUCGCAUCCCCCGCGGAAACAGUGUUUUUUCUUUCUCGCCUUGGGUUUUCGUAA
Molecule: messenger RNA, 1332 nt
Organism: Torulaspora globosa
Lineage: Eukaryota; Fungi; Ascomycota; Saccharomycetes; Saccharomycetales; Saccharomycetaceae
Gene: ISN1
Product: IMP 5'-nucleotidase
Exons: 1
Coding region: 1-1332 (443 amino acids)
Biological process (GO): nicotinamide riboside biosynthetic process; nicotinic acid riboside biosynthetic process; inosine salvage
Molecular function (GO): magnesium ion binding
Source: RefSeq, a predicted model, not a curated record